CAGCAGGAAUGCCACCAGGCAAAGGACAGAUGACCCCGCUGCUGCCCGCCCCGAAGGUCUCCAUGCCCGCCCUGCAGGGCACCCAUGUCCCCGAAGCGGGCGGCUGCGCUCAGGCCCCGAAGGGUCCCAGCUUGGCACAGGGUCGCAGCAAGAAGAGGAGCCGUAAGCACCAGCGGUUCAUGGAGCGCCGGGCAGUGCUGGAGCAGAAGGGGCUGCUGAGCCCCCAUGGGCACCUGGGCACUCAGACCCCAAAAGUGGGGCUGGAGGCAAAUGGCACCACGGCACUGUGCUGUGACAAGGUCCCCAAGCCCAAAGGGAUCGUGUCCUCAUCCCUGUCUCCAUCUGCCUCUCCGGACAGCAUAGCCAGGCACCACUCCGUGCUGCUGUCCCAGGGGAAUGGCAGCUCCAAGAGGGUGCGGACAUCCUCCCUAGUCCUGCGUCCGGGCAAGUAUGUGGCCAUCGACUGUGAGAUGGUGGGCACCGGUCCCCAGGGGAAGCUGAGCGAGCUGGCACGAUGCUCCGUGGUGAACUACGAGGGGGAUGUCAUCUAUGACAAGUAUGUCCGGCCCGAGCUCCCCAUCGUGGACUACCGGACACGCUGGAGUGGCAUCACCAAGCAGCACAUGAAGAAUGCAAUUCCCUUCAAGGCUGCCCAGGCUGAGAUCCUGAAGAUCUUGAAAGACAAGAUUGUGGUAGGACACGCCAUCCACAAUGACUUCCAAGCCCUGAAGUACUUCCACCCGAAAGACAAGACUCGAGACACCAGCCAGAGCCCUGUGCUGAAGAAGAGGGCAGGGCUGCCCAUCAAAGCUAAUGUCUCCCUCAAGAACUUGGCCAGGCACCUGCUCCAUAAAAAGAUCCAGGGUGGCUGCCAAGGACACUCAUCGGUGGAGGACGCUCAGACAGCCAUGGAGCUGUACAGACUGGUGGAGGUGCAGUGGGAGAAGGAGCUGGCCCACAGCCUGCCCCCCCGGCCCCCCAGCCCCAUCACAGACCCUGCUGCAGACAGCAGCCAGUACCUGGAUGACCAGUACUGGCCCACAGAGCUGAUGGCAAGCAGCCUGUGAUGGGGGACAGCAUCUCCUCCGUGUGUUCUGGGCCAUCCUGCUGCCUUCAGCUGUAAAAGGUGGAGGUGACUGCUGACCUCCUCCCCUGGGGCUUGUGCCCAGCACCCAGCCCUGCUCAGGGGUGGAGACAUGGUGACACCUGGACACAAGCAGUCUCCCAGAAAUGCUGUCUGCAGCCUUGAGCUGUCGCACAGAAAUAAGGUCUGUGACUGCACCGUGUUCAUCUGUCACUUGGGGAUGAGCAGGGUCCUGUGUCUGCCUGGAGGAGCCUCUGUGGGCAUGUAAUGGGGGCUACCAACACCCUCCAUACUUUCUGUGGUUGUCCUCCUCUCAGACAGCAAAGGGAAAGUUAUCCUGUGGAGGAACGGAGGUGUUUCACUGAUAACCAAAGGCUGCAAACCAUCUGGGCCAGUAAACGACCAGUUUGCUCCUCACUUUCUUUCAUAGAAUCAUAGAAUAUGUAAAUAUGCUGAGUUGGAAGGGAUCCAUCAGGGUGAUUGAGUCCAACACCUGGCCCUGCACAGGACACCCAAAGAAUCCCACUAUGUGCCUGAGGGCUUUGUCCAAGAACUCCUUGAACUCAGGCAUGUUUGAUGCCAUGAUCACUUCCCUGGGGAGCCUGUUCCAGUGCUCAGCUCCAGCUGAAUAUUUUGUCCAGAAGGACACUGGAGAGACUGUCAAAAGCUUUGCAAAGUCGAAAAAGAUUUCAUCACCUGGUGUCCCUUGAUGAGCUAGGUGGGUACCCUGUUGUAGAAGGAAAUCAAGUUCAAUGAGUAGGACUUUGCCCUCAUGAACCCAUGCUGUGACCAAUGACUGCAUUGUGCUCCUGGUGUUUUUCAAUACCUCCCAGAAAAAUCCUCUCCAUGAUUUUACCUGUCAGUGGAGUGAGACUGACAGGCUGUAGUUUCCAGCCCUUCUUGCCCUUCAAAAUUGGGCAACAUUUGCCAGCUUUCAGUCAGCUAGGACCUCUCUGGAUUCCCGAAAGUGCUCAAAAAUCAUUGAGCAGCUCUGUAAUGACAUCAGCAGCUCUUUGAGGAUUCUUAAAUGAAUCCCAUCAGGCCCCAUAGAUUUAUAGGGAUCUAACUGCACAAUGAAGUUCAAGAGGAAAGUCUGGAUCUAAUCAAUGUCCAGCCUGGACAAGAGCACUGAAUGCACUUCAUUUUAAAUAAAUGAUUCACAUAAUUGUCCAAUUCUGAAUUAAAAACUCUUCUGACUAAAA
This is a messenger RNA of Sturnus vulgaris (Common starling), 2286 nucleotides long. It is a transcript of the gene AEN, whose product is annotated as apoptosis enhancing nuclease. The record is from RefSeq and is a predicted model, not a curated record. Gene Ontology annotation, cellular component: nucleus. Gene Ontology annotation, molecular function: nucleic acid binding; exonuclease activity. NCBI's taxonomy places the organism in Eukaryota, Metazoa, Chordata, Aves, Passeriformes, Sturnidae.